Molecule: messenger RNA, 1325 nt
Organism: Bombyx mori (domestic silkworm)
Lineage: Eukaryota; Metazoa; Arthropoda; Insecta; Lepidoptera; Bombycidae
Gene: Cisd2
Product: CDGSH iron-sulfur domain-containing protein 2 homolog
Exons: 3
Coding region: 500-898 (132 amino acids)
Biological process (GO): regulation of autophagy
Cellular component (GO): intracellular membrane-bounded organelle; mitochondrial outer membrane
Molecular function (GO): 2 iron, 2 sulfur cluster binding
Source: RefSeq, a predicted model, not a curated record
UUUUGGCGGGAACGCGAGGAGUGAAGUUGUGUGAUUUGUUUUAUUUUGUCUAUUUAGUGUUUCUUCGGGUUUAAAUGUGUAAUAAUGGUGGUUUAUUAACUGUUUAAUAUCUGUGAAGGUGCACAAAUGUGGGAAAAUGAAAUAAAGCCGCUGGACGUAACUUCUCGGCAUCCUCCAAAAAGUCCACUGAAAAAAUCUUAGUAAAUGACCACCAUUUUACUGAGAUUAUAUUUCAUCCCGUAUCAGCUCAUUUCAUUUCAUUUAAUUUCAUCCCAGUUGAUUAAUGUCUCAAAUUAAUCAUCUUCAUUUCAUUUCACUCCAUAACAUCAUUUUUCAUAAGAAUAUGAAUAUAAAUUAAAAUAAGACAUGACUUAAAAGUCUCCGUUACCAGGUCAUAAAAUCCCUUAAAGUACCUACUCUUAUUAUUGUAGAACUGUAAUCUUAUUAUAUUAGACGAGCUUAGUUACACUCUUUAGUCUGUUUUGCUAAAAGCUUAAAAAUGUACGUGGUUUCUAAUUUAGUUAAAGUAACCAUUCCCAACUAUCUGUCGAGCUUGCCGAUUCCAGAUUCUGUUGGCGGAUGGUUUCGUCUUGGAGUUAAAGAUUGGUUAGCACUGAUUCCGCCUACAGUUGUAGUUGGCGGUAUAUCUUACUACUCUUACCAGACAAUAAAAAAAGCCAGAGAAGCUGGCAGUGGUCAAAUAAACCCUUGUAUCAGGAAGGACAUUAAUAAAGUUGUGGACUUUAUUGACAUUGAGGAUAUAACUGAGAAGGCAUCCCUUUGCAGAUGCUGGAGGAGUAAAAAUUGGCCUUAUUGUGAUGGUAGUCACGGUCCUCAUAAUAAAGAAACUGGCGACAACACCGGCCCAGUCGUUGUCAGACACAAACCAGCCAACUAAAUACAAAUAAAUAGCAAGUGUAGUUUUCAAAAAAAUUAUGUAAAAACGAAUUAUUGCAUUGUUUUAUUUAAGAUUAAGCAUUUCUAAUCAUGGUUUGUUGCGUAAGUGCCUGAAGCGAAACGCUCUGUACAAUAUAAUUUCAGUAUUAUUUAUCAGUUAUAAAACUACACGAUUCUAUAUUGUGUAAUGUCAUAUUUAAAAUAUGAAUUGUUACACGUUAGUACCUACUUAUUGUUAGUGUUACAAACACUAUAGUUUUAUAUUUAUUAAGAAUAAUGCAACAAAAUAUGUCAAGAAUUUAAGAAUUAAUCACAGGUAAUUUAAAUUAAGUUUUUUAUAUUUCGUUUUUACUUAAUUUCGCUUUUUUCACUGACUUGAAGUGUUAUAUUCUUAGCGCAAUAAAAUAAAUGACUUGUUAUUGACCGAA